This is a messenger RNA of Nicrophorus vespilloides, 965 nucleotides long. RefSeq names its product homeobox protein goosecoid (gene Gsc). The transcript has 3 exons. Gene Ontology annotation, molecular function: RNA polymerase II transcription regulatory region sequence-specific DNA binding; DNA-binding transcription factor activity, RNA polymerase II-specific. Bases 135 to 920 code for a protein of 261 amino acids. NCBI's taxonomy places the organism in Eukaryota, Metazoa, Arthropoda, Insecta, Coleoptera, Silphidae. Gene Ontology annotation, biological process: regulation of transcription by RNA polymerase II. The record is from RefSeq and is a predicted model, not a curated record.
UCUUCGCGCGGAAGGAACUUUUUGUUUGUAAUCUAUUAAACACGCUGUCCACGCUGGCCGCCGUCAAACAGGAAACGGAAUUGGAUUGGGACGGGGAAUAUCCGGAGGAGGCGUACAGCGAGGAAGAUUUUAAGAUGGUGGAGACGUCUUCGCAGUCGACGAGUCCGAGGGAUGCUAGUCACAACGGUGCACCGGGAGGCGGUGCUGUAGGUGGCGGUGGAGAACGCUUCGGACCGCACUUCCUCGGCCUCCUAGGUGAAGGUUUCAAGCCCGUCUUCAAACCGCGAGCCACGACAACGGCUCCCUCGAACUCGCUCUUCACCAUUGACAGCAUCUUGGCACCUACCAGACCCAAAAUCGCCACCCCCCAGAGACCCAUCCUCCACCCUCCGACCCUACAUCUGGGACACAUCGCUGCCGCCGCUUCCGCCGGCUUCGGCACAACGAGCGCAGACUUCUUAGCAAUGGCGUACCCUGGUUUGUAUCCUGGAUAUGUUCACGCUUUGGCGGCAGCUUCUCAAGCGGCUUCGAUGUCCGGUGGUGGCCAUCCCCAUCAUCACCAUCAUCAUCACCACGCGCAGCAUCAGCCUCCAAAGCGAAAACGUCGUCAUCGCACCAUCUUCAGCGAGGAGCAGCUCGAACAGCUCGAGGCCACCUUCGAACAGACGCAUUACCCCGACGUCGUCCUCAGGGAGCAACUCGCGUUGAAAGUCGAUCUAAAGGAGGAAAGGGUGGAGGUUUGGUUUAAGAACCGAAGGGCGAAAUGGCGAAAACAGAAGAGGGAGGAGCAAGAAAGGGUGAGGAAACUGCAGGAGGAAGAUCUGUGCAGAGUUACAUCGGAACAACCCAGGUUGCUCAACACCUCCUCCAGUGCAGCCAACUUCAGCGACGACGACUCUUCAGAUCUGGAAGUCGCCUGAACCCAUAGUCUAUCUAUCCAUCUUUUACCAUUUCAAUAUUUCUAA